AUGUUACGCUCGCCGGUUUCACCUGAGCGUUCCUCCGCCCGACCGCCAAAUCCCUCUCGGCCAUCCUUCGAUAGUGAAUUGGGACGUCCAGGCUCCUCUGGAAGUGAUGCCUCUUCAGUGACCUCCAAUGUGACAACCAUAUCCGCCGUCCAAAACCCGUUUUAUCAACCUCCUAGCGGGACGUCAUCCCCCCGGCCGCCGCGGACCUCAUCGAUUACCACCGCCACUGUGAGUAGCCAGAACGGCAUUUCGCCUACCCACACUCGGCCUCCCGCUUCCUUCAUGCCACAGAAUGAGAUAUCGAGUAGGAAACCGACGGGUCGGGCGCAUCCGCCCGAUCUGAUGAUGAAACAUCGGUCUCGACAUCACUCGCAGGGGUUCUUCGAACCUUCCCUCCCUACGGCGUCCGCAUCGGACUCGACCAUUUCGGCUUCGAGAAUCGCAGCCCAGACUGCGAUGCAACAACAGCAGCAGCAACAGGGUAGUAACACGCAACAACCACCCAAACGACCUCAGACCAUUAUCUAUACUCCGGACGAUGGGUCGAGAACCAGGGGAGGUAGUAUUUCCCCUCCCCCGCUACUGCCGACCCCUUCCCUACCACCGCCCGGGUCCAGUGGAUCCUCAGGGCAAACAUAUCAGAAUGGCCAUUCCGGUGUAGCGACCACAGCGGCCAAUGUGGCGUUUCCACGGCACGCCGGGCUGCAGCCUCCCGGGCCAGAAGCGCCGCCGGAAAAGGAGCACAAACAUAAAGGGGAGAAAUCGAAGAUGAAGCUGUUUUCGAAGCCGAAACAUAUUGGGAUUAGCCGGGAUAAAGACGGAAUACCGAAGGAUAGGGGGCUCCCAUCGCCCAGCAAAAUGGGCUUCUCCGGAGCAGGAUUGUCACGCAUUGUCAGUGCAUCUACGACCAGCUUAGCUGACACCUUCCCAUCCAACAAUUCCUCGAUGUAUAACCUAUCCAAUGCCUCUGCGAGUACGGUGGUCCCCGCCGACAAGCCGGUGUCCAGUGAGAAAGAGAAGGACAAGGAAAAGGCCCAUAAGCAUCAUUUUUUGUCGAGGCAAAAGCUGAAGUUAAAGGACCGUGAUGAUCAUUACAACCUACCGCUCUCUUCUGCUUCUAGUAACUCCAAACCGUCUGACCCAAACGCCCCCCAGUCGCUUUACUCUUUUACACCUGCUUCUCCGGGUCCAACGUCGACGACGUUUGGCAAAUCGGUGAGUGGGUUGGAUAUCCUUCACGGCGGUCGAGCUUUACGGGAAAAGAAGAAGGAGGAGAAGGAAAAAGAGAAGGCGAUGGCAGAGUCAGAGCAACAUGAAUGGAUGACUGGUCCGACAGGCGCUGGUGGUGCGUCGACCGUAUUUGCGGGGCCAUCCUCAAUUGGCUCGGCUGGAGGUCUCACGGAGGCUGCUCUUCGAGAGACCUUACAGGGUUUUGGCCUGAACAACAUGUCGCCGGAAGAUGCGUGGGAUUUCCUGAAGGCUAAGCUGUUGGUGAUUUUCGAUGGGGAAGAUGUCCGUAUUUCUAUCGAAGAUCUCAACAAGCUGGUGUUGAUUCACAUCCAGCGCUGUGUGCAAAAGCGCACGCCAUCCGCCAUUGUUGAUGAUCUACGGGAGCUACUCGAGACCGGAUUUGCAUCCUUAAAUCAUACAUUAAACGGGGUACCCGAUGAGAAGCUGGUUCCUCAUCUGGUGCAGAUAUGGAUGCUUGGGUUGCGGAACUGUGAUGAAUCUUCGAGAGGCCCGCGAGUUCUGGCUGCCGCCUUGAAUGGGGAUUACCCUGGGUGCGAGCUUGAAGUCCGCAACCUUGUGUUGAUAGCUUUCCGUGAUAAGGUCAUUCUUUAUCGUUACGACGGCCUCAAGGCUACAUUUUCCCGUUUGAGUCUUGAAAAUAUCAACUUGGGCAAUUCUGCCCUCAGUAUAACGACAAAGAGCAGCAGUAGCAGUGGUCGUCCCGCCACGGCUGCCUCGCUGGAUGCCGGUUUUGGCAGCUACAAUUCUCAGUCUUCUACUCUCCUCAAUACUGCAGCCAGCCACUCCUCAGACUCUAUGAGCUGCAACCGCAGCCGUGCUGCUUCCAACACUUCGUCCAACCCUGACCAACUUAUUUUCCAAUCUUUUUCGUCCCCGACACAACGGCCGACCAUCAUCCAUCGGUCGUCUCAUACCGCUGAUACGUCUCAUGUUAUCACAGAGACUGUUGGUCGGAUGCUUCAAUGUGUUAGUGUUUUAGCCAGUGUGCAGACGGGCGGCAAGCCGCAAGAGAAAAUCGAGCUUCUGAGCAAAGCGCUUAAGCACAAUUGGCUCGGCCGUGGUCGCACCGGACGAGACCGACGAGGAUUUGUUGGAGCUAAGAUUCGACCGGCGAUGGUUACGCGGACCGAGAGCGAUGAUUCCAUGAGAGAUAGAAACGGUGAUUCGGAUAUCAUGCGAGAUGGGCAUCGGGAAAUAAGUGUUCUUUGA
Aspergillus nomiae NRRL 13137 is the source of this 2460-nucleotide messenger RNA. RefSeq lists its product as uncharacterized. Lineage: Eukaryota; Fungi; Ascomycota; Eurotiomycetes; Eurotiales; Aspergillaceae. The transcript has 2 exons. The record is from RefSeq and is a predicted model, not a curated record. The coding region runs from base 1 to 2460 and encodes 819 amino acids. Gene Ontology annotation, cellular component: TORC2 complex. Gene Ontology annotation, biological process: TORC2 signaling.